UGCUGUGCCCGCGAAAAUCCAUUAAAAAUGGAAGGAGGAGGCGGGGGAGCCAUCUUCAAAGACAUAAGACGUUAUUUCUGCGAAUACUGUGGAGUAUGCAGAUCUAAGAAGACUCUCAUCACCUCCCACAUCCUCGCUCAUCAUCCGGACAAGUUAAACAACGAGGGAAAGGAAGAAGAGGGAGUUUCACCGUCGAAUACAUGUAAAGACGGGGCUUCUUUCAAGAAGCCUGCUCAUUUGAAGCAACACUUGCAAAACCAUUCCCUUGAGGAUGAAUACUUUUGCAGGAGUUCCUUUUUUAUAAAGAAAAAAAUAACCAUCGGAUGUCAUAACGUGAAGCAUUGGAUCCCACAAAAUGAACUCCAAAAUGCAAGAGGCUGUUUUGUUAUUACUUGAAUGGACCAGUAUCAGGUUGGGAGACCUCCUGAGAAACUCCAUCAAGUGAGCCUCGGUCACGCCGUGUGGUGUACUGUGAGGUUUGAAGACGUGCUGCAUGUAUACAUCUAUGAUGUAUGCUUUGUGCUAUUUGUUCUAAUACCU
Molecule: messenger RNA, 540 nt
Organism: Hibiscus syriacus
Lineage: Eukaryota; Viridiplantae; Streptophyta; Magnoliopsida; Malvales; Malvaceae
Product: transcription factor IIIA-like
Exons: 3
Coding region: 28-396 (122 amino acids)
Source: RefSeq, a predicted model, not a curated record